AUGUCUGAAACAAAGUCAUGUCCUGAGGAUCCUAAUACUUUCGAUGGAGAAGGUAAUAGUACGAUAAAUAGGAAAACAGAGACACUUCAGAAUAACUAUACAUAUCCAGAUGAAAUCUUUUUGAUUGACUUUGAGAAGGAUGAUCCUGCGCGAGCGAUGAACUGGCCAGUUUCGAAAAAGCUCGUACAUACUGCAUUGUACGGGAUGACAACGCUUGCGGCCCAGUUUAAUAGAAUUGCUUUUGGUCCAAUGGUGUUUGCACCUUUUUCAGAAAUGAACGGAAGAAAAAUUGGAGUCUUUUUACCCUUCUUCAUAUCCAUGUUACUUACCGCAGGAACGGCGAGUGCCGAUAACGUUGCAGCCAUUAUGUGCACUCGAUUUUUUUCUGGUUUAUUUGCUGGUGCACCUAUCGUUUCUACAGGCGGCGUCUUGGCCGAUCUUUGGAAUCCAGCACAACGAGCCACUGCUUUGGUUUUUUAUUCUUUUUUUGUUUUCACUGGUGCUGAUUUUGGUCCUAUCAUUAGUAGCUUGCUUACGAGAGGAUCUGACACAGCAUGGAGAUGGCCAUUGUGGUUUAUGGUGAUUGUUCAGUCUUUCAUUUUGCUUGUUGAUUUAAUAGUGGUUGAUGAAACUUACGGCCCAGUGAUCUUAGCUAAGAGAGCUCGAAAUUUACGACUUUCAACGAAAAACUGGGGUUUGCAUGCUGCCCACGAUAAAUAUAAGCUUGAUGCAAAAGAAUUUAUAACAUUCCAUCUUUUGCGUCCUUUUGCUAUGUUAGCAACCCCAAUUGUUUUCUUCAUAGCUCUGUUCGCUAGUUACGUGUAUGGUAUACUUUACAUAGUGUUAACUACUAUUCCGUACACGUUCUACUUGUCAAGGAAUUGGCAGGGAACAGUCAGUACUCUCCCCAUGAUUGCAAUCUUUUUAGGCGUAAUAAUCGGCGGAAUUUGUAAUAUGCUCUGGAACAGAAAAUAUGCAAAGCUGCUUUUGACAAAUAAGGGUGAUCCUCUCCCCGAACAAAGACUACCCUUAAUGAUGAUUCUCGGCUGGCUCAUGCCAGCAGGGAUUUUUGUCUUUGCUUGGACAUCUGAUACCAAUAUUCACUGGAUUGCUCCGUUUAUUGGCAUAGCAAUGAUAGGUAUUGGCUUUUUAAUUAUAUUUCAAGGUUGUUUAAAUUACCUUGUGGAUACAUUCACAAAGUUUGCUGCAUCGGCGAUUGCGGCAAACACAUUUACAAGAUCAAUCUGCGGUGGUACUUUUCCAUUGUUUGCUCGUAUUAUGUUUAAGAAGUUGGGCGUUCACUGGGGUGGUACUCUAGUGGGUUUUAUUGCGCUGGGGAUGAUUCCAAUCCCUUUCUUUUUUUAUUUUUUUGGUAAAAACUUACGUGGAAAAAAUCCGUAUGUAAACCUCGUUUCUUAA
Molecule: messenger RNA, 1419 nt
Organism: Schizosaccharomyces octosporus yFS286
Lineage: Eukaryota; Fungi; Ascomycota; Schizosaccharomycetes; Schizosaccharomycetales; Schizosaccharomycetaceae
Product: spermidine family transporter
Exons: 2
Coding region: 1-1419 (472 amino acids)
Biological process (GO): transmembrane transport
Molecular function (GO): transmembrane transporter activity
Source: RefSeq, a predicted model, not a curated record